Ornithodoros turicata is the source of this 1724-nucleotide messenger RNA. RefSeq names its product DNA damage-regulated autophagy modulator protein 1-like. Bases 155 to 955 code for a protein of 266 amino acids. Lineage: Eukaryota; Metazoa; Arthropoda; Arachnida; Ixodida; Argasidae. The record is from RefSeq and is a predicted model, not a curated record. The transcript is spliced from 7 exons.
AAGUUCCCGCGCGUCCUUGGAUCAAACUACGAGGAAGUUCCUUUGCCCCAUCGUGGAAGUAUUCGCGACAGGGACUCUGGACAGUGGAAUUCACCUGUUGUGGUCGGAAGUCGUUUCCCUUUUCUCCUGUAAAAAACCGCUGGAAAAAGAAGUCAUGGAGAUCAAGUUUCCCCGAGCUUACUGGCUGCCGUGGGUGUUCGUGAUAACUAUCGUGACGUCUGUGUUGACACUAUACGCGUGGAGUGUGUUGCUCAAAGAUGUUCCUGCUUUUCUUCCAUACGUCAGUGACGCCGGUGGCCACGCACCUCAGAGCGCACUUUUCGGGUUGGCUCUUCUUGUAUGCGGUUUCUGUGCUAUGACAUCAUUCCUGAUACGCUACGUCUCCGUGAAAGCUGUAAACAGCGAGAAACCACGAGGAGUAAUCACACUAAUGAACUAUGUGUCCCUCUUCAACGCUGGAUUGACCUGCUUGGGCAUGGCCAUGGUCGGCACGAACCCAGUCAGCCACUUAAGACGAGACGGGUCCUGGAGACUGCCAGUGCUUCUCCCUCAUCUACUUGGAGCCGGAAUCCUAUUCGUGAACGCCUCUUCAUACUUCCUCAUCCAAACGUGUUUCGUGUGGAUGUUGGGCCACGACAAAAAGAGAGUCUACCUCGGAUAUGCGCGAGCUGCUUCGAGUCUAAUCAGCCUAGCAGGCUCCAUUCCACUUGUUGUGUUCGCACCUUACAACGACCUGGAAGACCUGCGGCCUGUUCCCGAACACGGUACAUUGUACAAGGGAAACAGUCCGUGGUCCGCGUUUGGUGAAUGGGUCAUGAUCCUGGGCCUUCUCUGCAACGUUCUUACGUUAGUGCCAGACCUGAAACGUGUCCGGGUCUCACUCCACGUUGAAAAUGUCGAAGAUCUUCACGAGAAAGACAACACAAAUGAAGUCCACGAAGUGAUGAAGUUGUGACUGUGAUGAAGUUGGGUGCUUUAGUGGCGUGUGACAUAGAGUGAUUUUAGAACAAUGAAGACCAGUUGAGUGCCGUGAGUCUCAGGUAGACAGCAUGUUUUCAUAUGGGUUUUUAAAUUAUUUUACGCAUGUGAUACUGGAUUUCUUUGUAUGUGUUGUGGUUCUAGCGAUAUCAUACGAAGCAUUUGGCACGGAAUGUCGGAAGAUUCAUAGAGACAGGCGUUAGAUUAAUCGUUUUUCGAGGGCCCUUGGCUUUGCUUCUUGGGAACACGUACGUCAAUGGCUAAUUCAAGACUGGAAAAUUGAUCGGCCGUUUCAGUUACGGCCCAGAUCAUUAGUGAUUGUCACACCAGACACAAACGUAGUAAUUGCUCAUGAAGGCAGGAGUCUUAUAAUUUUAGUUUGAGAAGUUACAAAUAAUUAUUAGUGUUAGCAGAGUCUCACAGUCAUGGUUUUUAGUGUGACAUACACCAAACAUUAUGUAAGACAAUGACAGUGCCUAUAUUUCUGUGUAUACUACUACAAUACUACAUGUACAAGUUUCGAACCUUUGUCAGGUGUACACAGUGACAUCUUUAUUAUCAUAUGUACUACCAACAAGUGCCUUGUCGACAAGUGUAGGAGACCGUCCAUAAUUUUAAAUGCUCAUUUUACUUCUUGUGUUCACCUUGUGUUCGCUGAACCAUCAUCACCUUUUGAUGUACUUUACAAUUGUACUUGUAGACAUUGUAAAUAUACUGUAAAUUAAAUGUACAUUCGAAGCGUUGGA